AGGGGGCGCAGGGCGGGGAGCAGCGGGCGGACGAGGGGCGCGCCGCGCGGGUCGAGCUGGCGGCGGCACCCAGCUCGCAGUGCUGCCCGCGCUUCCCGGCGUCCGCGCCCGCUGCCCGUGCCCGCCGUGCCCGCCGUGCCCGCCGUGCCCUUUCCGCCAUGGCCGCGGCCGCCCUCGCGCCCAGACCCGGGUCCCGGCCGCUGCCUCUGCUCCUGCUGCCUCUGCUGCUGCUGCGCGCCGGCUCCGUGCGCGCCGACAGUAAGGUGUUUGGCGACGUGGACCAGGUGCGCAUGACCUCGGAGGGCUCCGACUGCCGCUGCAAGUGCAUCAUGCGGCCGCUGAGCAAGGACGCGUGCAGCCGCGUGCGCAGCGGGCGGGCACGCGUGGAGGACUUCUACACGGUGGAGACGGUGAGCUCCGGGACCGACUGCCGCUGCUCCUGCACGGCGCCGCCCUCCUCGCUCAACCCCUGCGAGAACGAGUGGAAGAUGGAGAAACUCAAGAAACAGGCACCCGAGCUCCUGAAGCUGCAGUCCAUGGUGGAUCUCCUGGAGGGCACCUUGUACAGCAUGGACCUGAUGAAAGUGCACGCCUACGUCCACAAGGUGGCUUCCCAGAUGAACACACUGGAAGAGAGCAUCAAGGCCAACCUGAGCCGGGAGAACGAGGUGGUGAGGGAGAGCAUGCGCCACUUCAGUGAGCAGCUGAAGCAUUAUGAGAACCACUCGGCCAUCAUGAUGAGCAUCAAGAAGGAGCUCUCCAACCUGGGCCUCCAGCUGCUGCAGAAGGACGCGGCCACGGCACCUGCCGCUGCCCCGGCCACCGGCCCUGGCAGCAAGGCUCAGGACACAGCUGGAGGGAAAGGCAAGGACAACAAAUAUGGCACCGUGCAGAAGAGCUUUGUAGACAAGGGCCUCCCAAAACCUCCUAAGGAGAAGCUGCUGAAGGCGGAGAAGCUGAGGAUGGAGGGCGGCAAGGGCAGAUUCCCCCGGCCCACAGCCAAGCCCCGGGCCCUGGCCCAGCAGCAGGCCGUGAUCCGAGGCAUCACCUACUACAAGGCGGGCAGGAAGGAGGCUCCGGAGGCCAUGGCUGACAACGCCCUCAAGGGCACUUCAUGGCUAGAGCAGCUGCCACCCAGGGUAGAGGGCAGGCCACCCGAGCCCAACUUGGCAGAGCGUGACGAGGCUGGACCCAGGGCCUCCGAGAGAGCAGACUCGGCUCCUGGCACCCCCACCUCGAAUCCCACCACCACCUCUACCCCAACUCCCACCACCAGUCCCCUGCCCACUGAGCCACCUCCACGCCCAGAAGUCCCCAGCCAAGGCAAGGAGGCGAGCUGUGAGGGCACCCUCAGAGCCGUGGAUCCCCCCGUGAGGCACCACAGCUACGGGCGCCAUGAGGGAGCCUGGAUGAAGGACCCUGCUGCCAGGGAUGACAGGAUCUACGUCACCAACUACUACUACGGAAAUAGCCUGGUGGAGUUCCGUAACCUGGAAAACUUCAAGCAAGGCCGCUGGAGUAACAUGUACAAGCUGCCCUACAACUGGAUCGGCACGGGCCACGUGGUGUACCAGGGCGCCUUCUACUACAACCGCGCCUUCACCAAGAACAUUAUCAAGUACGACCUGCGACAGCGCUUCGUGGCCUCCUGGGCGCUGCUGCCCGACGUGGUAUAUGAAGACACCACCCCCUGGAAGUGGCGCGGCCACUCGGACAUCGACUUCGCUGUGGACGAGAGCGGCCUGUGGGUCAUCUACCCUGCCACAGAUGACAGCGACGAGGCCCAGUCCGAGGUGAUCGUGCUGAGCCGCCUGGACCCCGGCGACCUGUCAGUGCACCGCGAGACCACGUGGAAGACGCGGCUGCGGCGGAACUCCUACGGGAACUGCUUCCUGGUGUGCGGCAUCCUGUACGCCGUGGACACGUACAACCAGCAGGAGGGCCACGUGGCCUAUGCCUUCGACACGCACACGGGCACCGAUGCCAGCCCGCAGCUGCCCUUCCUCAACGAGCACGCCUACACCACCCAGAUCGACUACAACCCCAAGGAGCGGGUGCUAUACGCCUGGGACAAUGGCCACCAGCUCACCUACACCCUCCACUUCGUGGUCUGAGUGAGGACCUGUGCCCACAGGAGAGGAGUGGCCAUGGGCAUGGGGGCUCCCCACAGCAACUCCUGCAACGGACUCCCUCAGCAAAUAUUUAUUGGGGGCCAGGCCCGGGGCUAGGUGCUAGGCAGGCUGCGUAGCCAGGAGAAAACUUCCUUAGCACCCAGUGGAAUAACAAUCGCUUCCACUCACAGAACACUGUGCCAAGAGCAUGACUGUGCACUAACCCACUUAAUCCUCCCAACAACACCCCUGGAGGGAGAGACAGUUAAGCCCAUUUAACAGAUGAGGAGACUGAGGCCUCAGCUUGGAUCAGGCAGGUCCGUUUUACAGAUGAGGAGAUCUGAACCAUGCUCUCCCCUACUGCCAGUCCCCUCCCCUCUCCCCUUGUUUCUCUUGUUCUUUCAAAUCUGUCUCCCUCCAGGGCUACUCAAAACCAGAGGCCUUUGGGACCAACACACUAGUGUUGGGUGGAAGCCCAGUUCUGUGUGCCACUCUGGGCCCCUGUUCUGACUGAGCUGUUGGUGGCCCUGGGCUUUGGGACCCUUGGCUAAUACCCCUGCUCCUUGCCUUUGGCCCGUCCCCCAUACCCACCCCACCCACUGUCGGACCACAUUCCAAACCUCCACAGUCACCCAGCCACUAAGCAGAAACCACACCCUAAGAAAAAAUACCAGCCCCCGUUCCAAGACCCCCUCCCUCUGUACUCAUUUUUAUUUUCUCUUGUUCUUCAUCAGCGCCGUCAUUUGUUUCUGCAGCAGCAGCAGCUGAAAAGACUACAGGCAGCUGCCUGCCAGCAGCAGCUCUACCAGGGUGGGGAACUGGGCCAGGCCCCGAGGUUCCCUCUCCACCCAAAAGUGCUGGCUUUGUCCACAUACCCGGGCUGUGGGACCUCUCCCCAGACCCUCCCAGAGCCUUUGGUCCUGGGGUCCACCUCAUCCUUUCUCUGCAGGCCUUUGAACCCACAGUCUGUGUGCACUCAGGGAUACCUCCAGGUCUGCCAUGAGCAAGACCCCAGGCCUGAGGCUGGGUGGUGCCAGGAUGAAACAGGCUCCUUCUUCCUUGUCAGUCCUAACCUGGUCAUUUGGUGUGAUAGCCCAGCAGUCUAGGGAGCUGGCGAAGGCUAAGAUCUGGGCAGUCAGAUCCAGAGGAGAUUUCAGACCUUCUGAUUGCAGGGAAGAGCCAGAGAGAAGCUGGGAGGGAAGGAGAAAGGGGCUGUGAAUCGGACUUUUCCUGGUUUCAGAGAUGUUGGUGUCAGGGCGGCCCUGAGCACAAGACUUGGGGCUGAGGAUGCACAGGUGGACUGCCUCACCUGGUGCUCCCCUGAGCCUCAGACCCAGGCAGCCCAGGGGACCAAACCUUCAGACUGGCCCCUCAUAUGCUUUGAACAGCAUUUUUAGAGCUGGGAAGAAGUUCUCUGGUCCAACUACCUAUAUCAUCAAAGGAGAAAUAGGCCCAGAAUGGUUUAGAGAAUGGCUUGGGGCCACACUAGGAACAGGACACAGUCGAGCUCCUUCCAGAGGGGCUUCAUCUGUAUCCUUUACUUUCCUGGCUUAGAGGCAGCUAGGCAACAGGCCACCCAGCACCCAGGCCAUCCCAACACCUUUGGAAGGUGUUUACUGCUGAUCUCUACACAACCCCAGACCCUGUCCCCAUGCCAGCUCCCAGGUAUCUGUAUAUAUGAACACCCAGCUGCCAUGUUAGGAAAUUCAGCUGCAUACUCAAGAGUGUAAGGAAUUGCAUUUUGUGCAGAAGACAUUUCUUUUAGGCGUUGUCAGGUGAUGUUGUUUUGUUUAAGCUGUAACUCACCCCGGAAAUAAAGGGGAAUGAUGACACCCAGCCAAGCAAGGCCUGACUCAUAGCGGUGGACACAUCCAGCCUCCCCCACCCAGCCGAACGCCUAGGGCUCGGCUUACAGACUCUUCAGGGGGCUGCGAGCCCCGGCGUUUCCCUUGGCCCUGGGUGUGGGUUUCAGAAGACUCUUGUCUUUUGUGAUAUCACAGCCCAACCAUGUGAGAAGUGUUCAGGCUCCUCUUUUCCCGUUAGUCUGAGAAAAGGGAAAGUUAGAAUGGACCGAUUUUGAAAAAGGAUAAGCAAAAUGAUUUUCAGGGCGGGGAGGAUGCUGGCUGCAGCCUCUAAACGUUCACUAAGCCCUUUCUGUUUUCAAGCCCCUGUAUGUGGGUUACGUUGUUGGUGGUUAUUUUCCUCAUUUUUACAGAUGGUCAGACUGGCGCCCAGAGAAGUUAAAUGGAGGCAGUUAAGUGGAGAGCCAGGUUUCCAGGUCAGAUAAUGUAACCUGAGCAUCAACAGUGGCCACAUGCACAUAAUUCUUGCAUCUUCAUGAGAGUAGAAGGUAUAUGUAUAUAUACAUACUCUGAUUGUGCACAUUUUACAGACAAGGAACCCAAGGUGAAGGGACUACCCAAGAACACAGCGCAGCUUAGUUUGUGGCAGAUUCAGGCUUUCAGGGCUGGUCAGUAUAUGUUCUUUACCAACUGUGUGCCACUCUAGUGGCAGCUCCAGAAAUGGUGGCCAUUGCUUUUCACCAGUGUGUCUGGCCAUAAACUACAUCUGCAUAGGAGACUCAAGAAGAAGGUUGAGGUCAGCUUGUAAAGACCCUUAAAUGCCAAGCCAAGGAGUGACUGCCUACAGUCACGUUUGGAACAAAGUCCAGUAUAAAUUAACAGAGAAAAGAAAAUUCUAAAACAAUUGGAUUUUGUCCUAUCAGGGAUGGGAGGCAGAGAAGGGUUUUUGUGGUGGGAUUUAUUACAUUUGGUAACAGGUACUUCAAACAAGGAAGGAGAGGCCAGCGUUUCCUACUGACCUGGACUAUGAAGGCUAAGGAAGCCAUCUCUGGUGUUUCUGAACAACAUAAUACAUAAAGGGGACUUGGCACCCACCUCUGAUUCCUCCCUAGAGAUUUCCAGACCUUAAUAUUUAAUCUGCUCUGUUUGGGGAGAGAACGGCGCCUCUGCCCAAAGGUGAGGCUUUGGGUGGGGGGUGGUUCAGGGGAAUGAUCUGAGGGCUCCUAAGAGCCCAUGUGUUCUAAAGGAUCUUUUCCUCCAUGACAGCAUUGGAAACCACCCUGCUGACAGGAGGACGCAGCACUGGAUAGUUGUCAGGGAGCCCUGGACAGGAGUUAGCGUACCCUGGGUUAGAAUCUGGCUAUGCCCCUAACAUGCUGCAUGUUCAGGUAGGCAGGGACUGACAAUGGGGACAGAUGUCAGCUCUCUUUUAUGGCUGAAGACUUGCAGCUUAGUGAGGACCAAGAACAGCUGAGGGCCCAAGCAGUAUCCUCAUCGAGCUAGAAGGCACCUUUACAUACAUUGUCACUAAUCCACCCAGGAACCCCCAGGUCGGCAUUACUUUUCCCCAUUACAGGUGAUGAACCUCAGGUUCAGAAAGGUUAAGCAAACUGCUCAGGGUCACGAAUCUAACAAGUAGUAGAGUCAAGAGUUGAACUAGGUCUGUUUUUACACCAAAGCCCCAAACUAACUGUUGUUAGGAAUUUUGUAACCAGUCAGAUUUUCUUCUUUGCUUUGGCCACUGAGAAGCUCAAAGUCAAAUUGAGAUUAUUUUUAACAAUUGUACUGAGUCUCCUACUGGACUCUGACUUCAUUUAGCUUUCUGCUUUUACCUUUACCUGGAUCUCUUUAUUUUUAUUGUAUUGUAUUUUAUCUAUUUUUGUAAAUCGCCACAACGCCUUUUUUGAAGCAAGUUGGAACGUACUUAAAUAAAUACACGAUCAAAAGCUUGA
Molecule: messenger RNA, 5865 nt
Organism: Vicugna pacos (alpaca)
Lineage: Eukaryota; Metazoa; Chordata; Mammalia; Artiodactyla; Camelidae
Gene: OLFML2A
Product: olfactomedin like 2A
Biological process (GO): signal transduction
Source: RefSeq, a predicted model, not a curated record